Molecule: messenger RNA, 1338 nt
Organism: Thermothelomyces thermophilus ATCC 42464
Lineage: Eukaryota; Fungi; Ascomycota; Sordariomycetes; Sordariales; Chaetomiaceae
Exons: 2
Coding region: 297-869 (190 amino acids)
Source: RefSeq, a predicted model, not a curated record
CGCCAUCCAGAGAAGGUUGGCGGCAGGGUUGCGUGGCAGAGAGCAUGGGACCAGACGACAGGAAGGGGGCUGGUUAGCGCAUAGCCAUCUAUUAACGAAGCAAUAUCGAGAUACUAAACUACCACCUACCAUAGCCAAAAGUUCGAGAUCUCCGGAGCUCGUUGUCGCGCUUGUGCUGCUAUAUAUUAGCCAUCCUCGACCCCCGACUUCUCCAGCAGUGGUACAUACCCCAGAGACCCUGCCGCCUCCACACUUCGACGCAGCCUCGUCUUUCGUCGCCGAACCACGCCAUCGCGAUGACUCGUGCUCUCGUCACCCUGCUGGCUGCGGCCGCAGCCAUCCAACAAGCCGUCGCCGCGCCUAUUGCCCAGAACGGAGCUGAGGGCGCCGCUAAGGAGAAGCGCCAGGGGAGUGACCUCCCUCCAUUCCCUACCGGUGGCUUCCCGCCUUUCCCUACCGGCGGUUUCCCUCCUAUUCCUACCGGCGGCUUCCCUCCCAUCCCAACUGGCGGCUUUCCUCCUGUUCCUACCGGCGACUUCCCUCCCAUUCCCACGGGUCUCAUUCCGGGCUUGCCUCCUGCGAACCCUGAAGAGGCUCCGGAUAAGGAGAAGCGCCAGGGGAGUGACCUCCCUCCGUUCCCGACCGGCGGCUUCCCGCCUUUCCCUACGGGCGGUUUCCCUCCUUUCCCCACUGGCGGCUUUCCUCCUGUUCCUACCGGCGGCUUCCCUCCAUUCCCCACCGGCGGGUUCCCUCCUUUUCCCACCGGCGGCUUUCCUCCUGUCCCUACCGGCGGUUUCCCUCCCGUUCCUACGGGUCCCGCCCCGGGCUGGCCCCCGAAGCCCCCGGCCGAGCCCCCUGUGAAGGCUUGAGGAGUAGGAGCGUGGUCUGACGCCAUUGCCCCACGGAUCCCGCUUUCGGCUCGGCCUCGCGUUCCGCCCCGGCAAGAAGACGACCUCGUUCAGCCGCCCGCCUCCGCCUGCGACUGCUUCGAGCGCUGCGGCUCAAAGGGAAAACCACGAUAAUCUGGAGGCGAGUGGGUGAUGAAUCAAAGGGGACUCGGAAGAAUUUGGUGUGAAGGCCCGUUGGGAGGGAAGAGUGUUCGGAAAUCGGGUGUUCUGUCUGUCCUUAAACAAGCUUUGCUUCGACCUAGUUUUUGUCUUACUUCCUUCCAUGACUUUCUUCUGAGUGCCUCAGUCCUGGCGGCACACAUAAUUAUGUAAUGUCGUCGAACGAGGGGACGUUGAGUGUUAAUUUGAGAUUUAGCUACUUGAAAAAUUUCAUUUCGUUCACUAGGAUUGUCGGUAAAUUGUGUGUGAAGUGAUGGCUAAAGUGUGCCUU